Auxenochlorella protothecoides is the source of this 1017-nucleotide messenger RNA. RefSeq lists its product as hypothetical. Lineage: Eukaryota; Viridiplantae; Chlorophyta; Trebouxiophyceae; Chlorellales; Chlorellaceae. The record is from RefSeq and is a predicted model, not a curated record. Bases 1 to 1017 code for a protein of 338 amino acids. The transcript has a single exon.
AUGGGCCCACCAAACCACCCCUCCACACACACACACACACACACAUGGAUACCAUUCGCCAACUCACCCAAAUCUUCGUCUUUCAAAAACUUGUCGCCCAGGCCACGCGACAGGUUGAGGCCGUACAGCCGCCGGCUGUUCUUGCUCAGCUGGAUGCCCAUGUCAGCGAGGCGCCGCCGCUCCCGCUCGUUGCUCAAGCGGUGGUCCUCCGUCAGCUCCACGACCUCCACCGUCCUGGGGUCGAUCCAGAGCGCGGUUGAGUCGCCCACAUUCCCAGCCUGGGGGGUGGGCAGGUGGCAGUGGUUGGUGGGCGCAGGCACGUGUGGGAGAAGCGCGCAGGCUUCUGGUCAGCAUGCUCGGCCGACCACAGACGGUGAGGGAGGGAGGCACGCGAGGUCAGCAGGGCAUCACCCCCUCCCCCUCCACGAGCCAGUUUGCCUGCCCAUGCCAUGUGGAGCCUCACUGCAAACAAACAACCCCCACUGCCCUCCAGCCACCUGGAGGCAGACGAUGCCCUUGCGCGGCGACCAGGCCAGCACGGCCGUGGCGGUGCACCCCUCCUCGGCCCGGAUCCGUGCGUCGGUGGCCAGGAAGGCGGGACGCAGGGCCGACACAGCGCCACGCUGCUCCAGCAUGUCCGCCUCGCAGGCGGGGAGCCGCACGCCGAUCUCCUCCGGGAGUGCCACCGCCGCGGCCUCUGCCGCGCCGCGCCCGCAGUGCCCAUCGAAGACGCAGAAGAGGGAGACGGAGGCCUCGCCCAGGCGGCCGGGGUCCGGCAGCGGGCACUGCGCACACGCCACGUCCUUUUCCGUAUUGAGGGGGGUGAGGCUGGGUUGCAGAGGAAGUUGCGCAAGCAUGGGACCUGAUGCAGCCCCGCUACGAGGCAAGGCCGCGGCAGGACAGGCCGGGGCUGCCCGGGCUCGCCGCACGACCCCAGAAAGCCACAACUGGUGGCAGUCCUCCCGCGAUGCACGGCGCUGCGGGGCGGGCAUUCUCCCAAGCCUCCUUUCAAGGUAA